AUGGACAUGACGUCCAGUAAAGAGAGUUUUCCUCCAAACGCCAACCCAACCAACCCAAGUUCAAAUUCGACCAGUCUAGUGCUGAUCAAAGCUCAGCCUGCGCAAGGUAUUCCAGCCCUUUUUCAGGCGCAGAGGCAGGGCGCGCAUGGUGCUGCUCGUAGCACUGGCCGCGCUGCUGGCGCUGGCGUCGCUGUUGAAAGACUCGACACUGGUGGUGCUACCACUGCCAAAGGACCGACGCUUUUCCUUCUUGUCGGCGCGGCGCAGUUUCUUCUGGUCCUUGUGGGCGCUGCGAAAGCCCUUUUCGGCGUGGUAGCUACAGUAGCAGUGCAGCUGGAUGGUUUCGCUGGCCAUGGAGUCGCAGCUGCCACUGGGCGAGACUUCGCCCGAGUGGCAGGGCUCGACCAGUUGGGACUCUUGGCAGUGGCACCAGGUGUAGAGGGCGAGUGA
Talaromyces rugulosus is the source of this 450-nucleotide messenger RNA. RefSeq lists its product as uncharacterized. NCBI's taxonomy places the organism in Eukaryota, Fungi, Ascomycota, Eurotiomycetes, Eurotiales, Trichocomaceae. The transcript has a single exon. Bases 1 to 450 code for a protein of 149 amino acids. The record is from RefSeq and is a predicted model, not a curated record.